Messenger RNA from Rhincodon typus (whale shark), 3799 nucleotides. RefSeq names its product protein bicaudal D homolog 2-like. Gene Ontology annotation, biological process: regulation of microtubule cytoskeleton organization; microtubule anchoring at microtubule organizing center; protein localization to organelle. Gene Ontology annotation, molecular function: dynein complex binding; dynactin binding; cytoskeletal adaptor activity. The coding region runs from base 661 to 2742 and encodes 693 amino acids. The record is from RefSeq and is a predicted model, not a curated record. Lineage: Eukaryota; Metazoa; Chordata; Chondrichthyes; Orectolobiformes; Rhincodontidae. Gene Ontology annotation, cellular component: cytosol; Golgi apparatus. The transcript is spliced from 8 exons.
CACCCAGUGUGUCCGAUCGACGGUAGCGGUAUCCAAUCAGAAUUGUCAGAAGGCAGGGACAGUAAAAGGGAAGGCCCUACGCCAACAACGGCGGCCAGCUCCUAGUCCGAUUGGACAGACCUGGAAGAUCGGCGGACACGACAUCGAAUCGCGGAAGGUCAGUAUAAGUGCGUCUGAGGUGACGCCUUCGGCAUUGCCUCGCUCACACUACCCUCUCCGGUUGGCCCGAACGGGGGUGAUCGACGGGAGAAACGUCCAAUCGACGAGGUUCGCCUGACGUCAUAGAGGCAGGCGUCAAUUUCUUAUCUGCAUAGCUAACCACCCGCCCUAAAGGCUGAUCGACGGGCGGACCGUCCAAUCGACAAAGUGGCAGCGCCCGAUGUUUGCAUACCACCGACCCGAUUCGUCCAGAAGCGGAAAGCGACCCGCCCUCCCGGGUUGAUCGACGGCCGACGCCUCCAAUCGCAAGACAGUGGCUUACGUCAGUGGAACGAAUGACGCGAUAGCCCCGCCCGCUCAUUUGAAUCAAAACUGUCCCUUCCCCCUCCCCCACCCCUCGACGGCGGGAAGCAGCCUCCCCUCUCCUUUAUUAUUUUUUUUAAAGGGGAAGUUUGAGUCGGGGGAAUAAAAGUCGGAGGUAGAUAAAAAGAAACAAACGCCAUGGCGGAGGAAGAGGAGGAGGAAGAAUCGGCGCUUCGGGCCGAAGUGGAGAGGCUGAGCGCCGAGCUCGCCGAGACCAGCGAGCAGAAGGUGCAGGCAGCCCGCUACGGCCUGGCGGUGCUGGAGGAGCGGCGAGGCCUACAGCAACGCCUCACCGAGCUGGAGUCGGAGCACGAAGCCACCAUCCAGGAGCUGGAGCGGCUCAAGGAGGCCUUUGCCGACGUGUGCAACAACCAGAGGAAAGUGGCAGCCGAUGGCGAGAGUCGUGAGGAGACAUUGCUGCGGGAGGCGGCACGCAAGGAGGGUUCCCUAGUGGCCAGGAUUGCCGAGCUGCAGACCGAGAGCCGCCAGACCAAAGUGGCGCUCGCCAACACGGUGUCCGAGAACGAGCGGCUCACCAGCGAGCUGCAGGAGGCGAGGAAGAUCGGUGAGACACUGGAGGUGGAGAAGGCACAGCUGAGGGAUGAGAUUAAAGAGUUGAAAAUCCGAGAGAGCCAGCAGCUGCAGGACUGCGUGGAGCUGGAGGAGGAGAACAUCUCGCUACAGAAGCUGGUCUCCGUGCUACGGGAGAACCAGGUGGAGUUCGAGGGCCUGAAGCACGACCUGAGGCAGCGCGAGGAGGACAUCGAGAUCCUGCAGGGACAGCUGGAGGAGGCCACUCGGCUGCGGGCUAUCACGGAGCGGCAGCUGGAGGAGGCGCUGGAGGCCGUGCGCUCGGAGCGCGAGCAGAAGAACGCCCUGCGCCGGGAGCUCUCGGCCCACGCCAACGCGGUGCCCAGCUGUGGUCUGCACCCCCACCUCCAGGAGCUGGCCCUGAACGACGGAGCCUUGGGCCCCGAGGAGCUGGACAGUGGCGUCCAGCUGGCGGAGGGGUUGGGGCAGUCGCUGGCAAGUCGGGACCCCUCCCCUGUCCCCGGGAGCCCCCUGCCCUGCCGCCCCGCUCCCGGGCUAGUCUCCGACCUCUUCACCGAGCUCAGCCUCUCCGAGAUGCAGAAACUGCGGCAGCAGCUGGCACAGGCGGAAGAGGAGAAAGCCAACCUGGCGGCCAGCAUUGAGGAGCUGCGGCAGAGGCUGGAGGAGAGAUCCCAGGCCGAGGACCAGGAGGCCCGGUGCCGGGAGACGGUGGCCGAGAUCCGCCGCCUGAGGGGCGAGCUGUCUGAGCUGGAGUCGCGGUGCCUGGAGAGCGAGGGCCGGAGGGCCGAGGAGAGGGACAGGGCCCGGAGGCUCCAGCGGGAGCUGAGGGAUGCCUCGCGGGAGGCCUCGGAGUCGCGGUGCGGCCUGUCCCGGGCCCACGAGGAGCUGGCCGCCCUCAGCGAGGAGUUGGCCUUUCUCUACCACCGUGUCUGCCUCCACAACAACCUGACCCCCAGCCGGGUCACCCUGGAACACGCCCGGGGCCUCCGGCCUACCCGCCCGCCCUCCGGCUCCACCAGUGGAGGCGACGACUCCCCGACACCCCCGCCCUCUCCCGAGGGCCAGCGCGACGCCACGUGCCUCCUAGGCCUCAGCGCCGUCAUCCGCAGCCAGAUUCGGCACCUCCAGGCAGCGGUGGAGAUGGCGCGGCGACGGGCGUGCCUCCAGCUGGCGUCCCCCGGCGCCGAGAAGGACAAGGAAGCCCUGGUGGACGAGGUGCUGAAACUGAAGUCGCUGCUGAGCACCAAGAGGGAGCAGAUCGCCACGCUCCGCACCGUGCUGAAGGCCAACAAACAGACUGCCGAGGUAGCCCUCUCGAACCUCAAAAGCAAGUAUGACAACGAGAAGAGCCUGGUGUCGGACACGAUGCUGAAACUGCGAAACGAGCUGAAAGCACUAAAGGAAGAUGCUGUGACCUUUUCCUCCCUUCGCUCCAUGUUUGCCAGCAGAUGUGAUCAGUAUGUGACCCAGCUCGAUGAGAUGCAGCGACAGUUAGCAGCCGCUGAGGAUGAGAAGAAGACUCUGAACUCCCUGUUGCGGAUGGCCAUCCAGCAGAAGCUGGCCCUCACCCAGAGGCUCGAGGGCCACGACUCCAGCCCCAGGCCGCUCGUCCCGACCAAGGGCAGGCUCCGCACUGCCCGGGCCACACAGCAGCAGCAGAAUGUUUGAGGCAGGGGAAGGAGGAGUGGGGAGCGUAGAAAGCCUGAACCCUGCCACGCACUCGCGCCAUCGGGACCCUGGAGCGAUCGUCCGGACAACGACGACCUGGAGAGCGACGCCCUGGUCUCACCUCACUACCACUCCCACCCAGCCCCCGAGCAGGGGAGCAAGAGGAAGGAGCGAUCGAAUUCGGAGGAGGGGGUUGCUUGCUGGCUCCAGUUGUCGCUGGGGGGUCUCAGAGUCACCCUCCACGGUCUGACACUUCUAACUGUCUCUGCGCCUUCUCUCGUGCGUGCAGCCUCAGAAGCGCCAGACCCGCCCCCACCCAUUCGCUUCUCAACCCAGCUACAUCACCCACGGAACAUCCUUUUGAGGGAACGCCGUCCAGCUCGAUCUCUCUCUCUCUCUCUCUCUCUCACCCCCCUCUUCAUAACAAACUGUGCCCCCCCCCAUCCCGACUUCCUCACUUCAAUCCCAGCCUCUGGUACGCAUCUUAAGAACCCAAUGGCCUUAACCAGAGAUUAAUAAACGAAAAAACCACCUCCAAGGGACUGCCUACCACACGUGGGUCACUGCAAACAGUUUUUUUGUGCCUGGUCACGAUUUCAGAGGCGGUGGGGAGGGGAGGGGAGUGUUGGGGAGGGUUGGGGCGUUCUCUCGCGGCGAGACCCCCCCCCCCCCCCCCCACUCUAAAUCUGUCAGGCAACACCUUUUUUUUGUUAAGCGGUGCCCCGGGGCUGGCGAACAAUUUUAAGCCACGCUCGUCGGAGACAGGAGAGCCGUCCUCCGCACACACGAGGGAUAGGGCCAGGCGUUGCGGUUUUGAGAAUUUGAAUGCGACCGAAAACGCCGUGUGUGUGUGUGUGUGGGGGGGUGGGGGGAGGAAUGGGAACUAGUAGCCCCCUGGCCCUGCUCUCCACGGGGCCAAUGAAAACCAACUUGUGCCAACCACGCCGCCCCUCCGCCCCGCCAACUUGAUUUAUAAACCCGUGUUCCCUUUUCAGGAUUCAGCUGCUGAAUGGUGAGAUAGAAAUCUCCGACAACACGUCUUUUAAUCCCUUUUGCU